Molecule: messenger RNA, 1054 nt
Organism: Sapajus apella (tufted capuchin)
Lineage: Eukaryota; Metazoa; Chordata; Mammalia; Primates; Cebidae
Product: divergent paired-related homeobox-like
Exons: 1
Coding region: 98-601 (167 amino acids)
Biological process (GO): regulation of transcription by RNA polymerase II
Cellular component (GO): nucleus
Molecular function (GO): DNA-binding transcription factor activity, RNA polymerase II-specific; RNA polymerase II cis-regulatory region sequence-specific DNA binding
Source: RefSeq, a predicted model, not a curated record
UGGAUCUGAACCCAGGGACACAUCUAGAUUAGAAGAUGCCAGGGUUGGAGGAUCUUCCUAAAGGCAAAGACCAGAUACAUUCAAACAGAAACGAACCAUGUUCACUGAGCAGCAACUGAAAGACCUGAACAUCUUAUUCGAUGAGAAUCCAUACCCAAACUCCAGCCUUCAGAAAAAAAUGGCCUCAAAAAUAAAUGCACCCCCUACAGUACUGCAGGUCUGGCUCAAGAACUGCAGAGCAAAACUCAAGAAAGCCAAAUGCAAGCAUCUUCAGCAAAAACGAGAAACUCCACAACUGCCAAUACCGGAGGGUGGGGUCACCACCAGUGCCAGCUGGAGAAAUGCAGACACGCUACCCAGAUUGCCCAGCAUUGCUCAUCCAAUCGGCCUGGUGUACACGGGUCAUCAGGUACCCUCAUUCCAUCUUAUCACGUAUCCCAACUUCAAGGUCCAUGCAAAUGAGUUCCUUGGCCACAGAAUGGUCCCUUUUGGCUGCUGCCAAGAUCCUAACAUAUACUUUCUCUACCCCAUUGUGGAAUCCCAAGUUUAUGCCCCAAGCUUCAUUUCUGCUUCUUCUGCCUGCUCAUCUCUACAAAGUUGAGAGAGAUGAUAAAUACAAAAAGUCACAUGCUGAAAAAAAAUUCUAGUCAUUUCCUUCCAUAAUAUUUUAGCCUUACUGCAUGAAAUAGAAUGAGCACUUGAAAACAGCUGCAUUCCUAGCAUGGGUCUGUAUCUGGUCUAAACUCAGACACAGACCCUUAAAUUGAGGUCAGGACAUCCUGGGCUCUGACUGCUGUGGCAGAAGUGACAUUGGUCUUUUUGAGAGUAUCAUGCAUAUAAAUAAAAGGACACAUUAAAAGGAACCUUGGCAACUACACAAUAAUGACAUCUGUAAGAGCUAUCUAGGGUUUAGAGCCAUUGAUGUGAACAAGUGUUUGACCUAAGUUAUCUCAUUUGGUCCUGAUAGUAUCACUGUGAAGGGAGGGUAAUUUCACUCAUUUUACCGAAUCUUCAACCAAGACUCUAAGAUGUUAGAACUUGAAGAGAUCUCGGA